Messenger RNA from Hordeum vulgare subsp. vulgare (domesticated barley), 1075 nucleotides. RefSeq lists its product as uncharacterized. The transcript has 2 exons. The record is from RefSeq and is a predicted model, not a curated record. Gene Ontology annotation, molecular function: protein binding. Bases 223 to 861 code for a protein of 212 amino acids. Lineage: Eukaryota; Viridiplantae; Streptophyta; Magnoliopsida; Poales; Poaceae.
GCACCGCCCGAAUCCAUUCCAGACCCAACGCCGGCCGCGCACUUUACUCCGCUCUGACUCCCCGCUCGCCCAGGUGGAUACGUAGAUAGCUUGAUAGAUAUAGCUUUGGAAGGAUCAAGGAUCGGGUGACCCAAGCGGCCUGCCAGCGUCCAUCGGCCGACCGAGCAAGUGCAAGUGUGCAACGGCAGCUAGCUAGCGGCGGCAGCGGGGAGCACACAGACGAUGGUGUCCUUGCAGUCGGCCCUGCUGCCGGAGGCCCGCAAGCGGCCCCCGUGCCUCUCCUUCGCCGACGCCAGCGUCGUCGCCUCCACCGCCACCAGCAAGAAGAGGAAGCGGGACGGCGAGGUGGAGGAGGAUGAGGAGGAGGAGGACGGCAUCGAGCUCAAUUUCGACGCCGCGCCGCUCCCCCUCGAGUGGCAGCGCUGCCUCGACAUCAAGUCGGGGCAGAUCCACUACUACAACACCAGGACGCACAAGAGGACCUCCAAGGACCCGAGGCGGCAAGGCGGCGCGGUGGCCGCGGUGGAGGAGGACGUCGCGAAUUGCGGGCCGCAAGGGCUUGACCUGGACCUGAACCUGGCGUUCGAGCCGCGGCGUCGUUCGCCGGUCAAGGAGGAGAAGAGGGCGGAGGCGAAGCCAGCGGCGGCGACGGGAGGCGAUCAUCACGGGGAUCAGGCGCCGGCCAGCGCGUCCGGCGGCAUGGAGAUGGUGGCUGCCGUGUGCAUGCGGUGCCACAUGCUGGUGAUGAUGUGCCGCGCGUGCCCGGCCUGCCCUAACUGCAAGUUCCUGCACCCGACGAGCCGUCCCACGCCGCCGGCGCCGCUCAAGCUCGGGCUCCAGCUGCUCUGCUGCAGGGACUAGCUAGGUAGCUAGCCCCUAUAUCGAUCAUGCAUGCAUGCAUUCGAAUAUCCGAUCGUCGAUCGUCUCAUGGUGCACCUUGAUAAGUGCAACGAGGACUGUUUCUACACAGUGCACCACAAGUAAUGUUGUACUCCUCUACGUGACCAGACCAUGUAGCUGCGGGCGGACGUGUACGUACAUGUGCAAGAAAUAAACAAUGAUAGUAGCAACUAAA